Molecule: messenger RNA, 1710 nt
Organism: Phytophthora sojae
Lineage: Eukaryota; Oomycota; Peronosporomycetes; Peronosporales; Peronosporaceae
Exons: 5
Coding region: 1-1710 (569 amino acids)
Source: RefSeq, a predicted model, not a curated record
AUGACCGAUUUUACCUGGACUCCUCCUCCACUGCAUCGGUUACCCCAGGUGGCCGACUGUUGGCUGCCAGCGAAGCUGCCACUGAUGAUGAUCGGACUAGUGACGGACGCGCGGGACGUGCCCUGCAACGAUCCAAUGCCGAACGAGACAGAUCUCACCGAGUUGGCGCAAUCGCGCACGCUGGUCAACAAAGCAGCGCCACGGAUGGACGCCCUUCGCUUGGAUGCGUCCAAAGCUCGUGAGGACGCAGAAGCAGCACGACGAGAAGCGGCGGCGGCGUCGAAGAAAGCGCAAGACGGUGCGACAUCGUUAUCGGAUCUCGCACAGCGGCAUAAGGUGGCUGGGAAGCGACUGGAGGAGUUGAAGAGGAAGAUCACUCGGCUGACUCAGCAUAACACCGUUCUACGGCGUGAGAACGUCGACUUCAAGAACAGUUUGGAGCAUCGUCAGGCUGAUCUCGCAACAGCUCAGGAUCGCGCAGCGGCUGCAGAACGAGAGCGAGCGGAGGCCUCCCUCGCUCGCGACGACUUGCAGGCGGAGCUGGAUGCGAGUCGACAGUCGCUGCUGAAGGAGCAGGCUUCUUCUGCUGAUCUCCGCAGCAAACUAGCGGAGCGUGAGGAACACCUUGGAGCGUUGCGCAACUUGAUCAAUCUGGUACCUGCGCCGACUCCGCAACCUGAGGUGGAACGAUGCGUGGCGUCGGCCGCCUCCAGUUCGUCUCUUGCCACACUGGCGUCAGCGGCCACGAGCCUUGUCUCCUCUGAUCCUCCAGCGCGAACAUCUUCGCAGCAGCUCCCGUCUGGCUCGGCAAAGCGAAGUGGAGAUCUCUCUUCUGAUCCAACGUCACAGUCGAAGCGUCCAAAGCGCGCCGUUGCGACUACCGAGGGAGUGCCAGCUGAGUUGUCUUCCUCUACGGCGAUGGCCCGAAGCCCAUUCACGCACGCAAUUCCACCUGAGUCCAGCGAAGCUGCGCGCCCUGCCGAUGUCACGCCGUGGCUGUGGGAGGUUGUUGCAGGUCACCGCCUUGACCAGCUUACAGCCAAAGACCUCGCUUCGAAGUUUUUACCACGCGACUGGCUGCUACCCGCCAGGGUGUGCAACCCUAAGAAGGGGAAGCUGGCCGUUCCUGCUGACUAUCGGCCCUGGCCACAAGCCUCGGCCGAAGCUUUAUACAAAGCGAGUCCCUGGAAGAUCUUCCUGGAUAACAUGCCCGACCCAGUCUCGUUCGACAUUGGAGAUCCCCGCUUCCAACCUCUUCUGGCCAUCAUCCGCGAUGUGCUGACUCGGAACGAUAAUCGUGGCGCACUUGUGUUCUGGGAGAUCACCCACUCCAUCGAGAUUUCCAUUUCCAAGGCCAGCGCUAAGUCUUGGGAGGUGAAGUUCACUUUGGAUCGUAAGAAUCGGAGAUCCCACUUUGUGAAGAUGCUGCUGCCUGUGUUCGAAGAGGUGGCCCGCCUGUGCAAGACUCAUGUGUGCGACUUGGACAUUCUUCUGGAGCCAUUCUUCCUGCCGCUGAUCGCAACGUGCCCGUGGUUCCCUAAGGGAGCUUCUGGUGCCUCUGGAGAUCUGUUACACGUCUUACGAACGACUAACGAGGCGGAGCCGUGGCGCCUGUUCUACUGGAACGCUCGUGCCAAACACCCAUCGAUGAACGAACCCAUCCACACGAGCCUUCGAGGCAAGUUCAAGGCGACCUCGUCAAUCGCCUAG